AGGAUAGAAGGGCAGAGAGAGAUUUAAGAAUUGAUAGGUGGUCGAGUUUUGUUUGGCCGGGUGGAUAUGCGCAAGCAAAGUCGAGGAGCUUUAUUCCCCCUCUCUUAUGGGAUUACUGCCAGCAAUGGACAGAGAGCGCAAGGAGGUACAGCUGCUGGCGUUUCUUGACUUCCACGGCUAUAAACGCGCAGAGCAUCGCAAAGAGACACUGACUUCUUUAAUAUUCACAUUAGGGGACCUUUAAUAGCGUUUGAAAUACAGGGAAAGUGAGUUGCCCCAGUGCUGUAAAGACCCCACAGUGGUCGGAUCCAUAAAGACGCGCAACCAUGACGACCGAGAGCUCCCAGCAACAUUUGGAUCCGUCUAAUCCUCCGCGCUCCAGUCCAGCGGCGGGCGCUCUGAAUGCAGCUCUGCUGAGAGCACAGCCAGUGAUGGAGAGCGCGCACGCCGCAUCAGCCAAGGGGAAGAAGGGCAACUCGGGCUUGAGGCGUCCAGAGAAGCCCCCCUACUCAUAUAUUGCCCUCAUUGUGAUGGCGAUUCAAAGCUCACCGACCAAGAGGCUGACUCUGAGCGAAAUCUACCAGUUUUUGCAGGCCCGCUUCCCUUUCUUCAGGGGAUCAUACCAGGGAUGGAAAAACUCCGUCAGACACAACCUGUCUCUGAACGAGUGUUUUGUAAAGCUGCCAAAGGGUCUCGGCAGACCUGGAAAAGGGCACUACUGGACCAUCGACCCGGGAAGUGAGUUUAUGUUCGAGGAGGGCUCCUUUCGUCGCAGACCCCGGGGGUUCCGCAGGAAAUGCCAGGCUCUGAAGCCAAUGUAUAGGAUGAUGAAUGGUAUUGGGUUUGGUGCGUCUAUGCUGCCGCAAAACUUUGAUUUCCAAUCCCCCUCGGGCUCGUUGGCGUGUCACAACAGCUACAACAUAGACUUGAUGGGCAAUCCGGUGCCGGGCGGCUUCGAGGGACUCGGAGGGGGGCAUCACGUCCCACACAUGUCCUCAAACUCCGGGUCGUCGUACAUGGCUGCGUGUCAGGUGGCCUCCAACGCGGACUACUGCCCGGACAGCAGCAGCAGCCCCCUACAGUCCUCCCCGGCGAUGGUCGGCAGUCUGGACUGUCAGUCGCCUUACGCAAACGCAGCCUCGCACUGGGGCUCGCCCGGUGUGCCCUCAUACAUGAAGCAGCAGUCGUUGGCAUCGAGCAGCCCCGCUCCCUCCGCUCUGCACACGGGGAUGUCGUCCUACUCUCUGGAUCAGGGCUAUCUGCACCACAAUGCCCGAGAUCCCGCUGACAUUUCAGUGGGACUUUCUCGAUAUUCCAGCCACUCAACUCCAGUGUGCGACAGGAAGGACUUCGUCUUGAACCUGAACGGGAUCUCUUCCCUCCAUCCCAGCGGCGGAGGAUCCUAUUAUCACCCGCUUCAUCACCAUCACCAGAGUGUCUACCCGGACGUAAAGUCGUGUGUCAUGUGACCGAGGCGGAAGACGCGAACCACCUCUGGGGACAAAGCUCCCCAGUGCCUUUACAUCUAAAUUCAAUCCUCAGGCGGAGUUGUUGUAACAGAAAUGUGGGUUUACGAAGAGGCCGUUUUAUUUUCUGAAGCCUCAGUGUGGAAUCAGAGACUGUUCUCUUCAGUCAACUUUGACCUUUUAAAGCGUUUAGUAAUGGUUAUGAUACGGGGACUUGUUGUGGCACUUCACUUUCUCAGUAAACGACUGACUUUUCACACAUGGAUAAGCAUUAUUUACAUUUUACUGAAAAAAAAAAUAGAACACGUACCUGAAUUAAUCUUUACUCAUGCACUUAAUUUUUGUUUUCCUGAUGUUGCUGAAAUUGUUGCCGAUUUUUCUGCAACAAGCCAUUAAAG
Molecule: messenger RNA, 1864 nt
Organism: Xiphias gladius (swordfish)
Lineage: Eukaryota; Metazoa; Chordata; Actinopteri; Istiophoriformes; Xiphiidae
Gene: foxf2a
Product: forkhead box F2a
Exons: 2
Coding region: 327-1469 (380 amino acids)
Biological process (GO): animal organ morphogenesis; regulation of transcription by RNA polymerase II
Cellular component (GO): nucleus
Molecular function (GO): DNA-binding transcription factor activity, RNA polymerase II-specific; RNA polymerase II cis-regulatory region sequence-specific DNA binding
Source: RefSeq, a predicted model, not a curated record